Molecule: messenger RNA, 5121 nt
Organism: Nylanderia fulva
Lineage: Eukaryota; Metazoa; Arthropoda; Insecta; Hymenoptera; Formicidae
Gene: PNUTS
Product: Phosphatase 1 nuclear targeting subunit
Cellular component (GO): PTW/PP1 phosphatase complex; chromatin
Molecular function (GO): metal ion binding; protein phosphatase 1 binding
Source: RefSeq, a predicted model, not a curated record
AACGUAGUGGAGAUAGGUUAUAGCUGUAUAUAAGGCACUUCCGGUUUGUCGAGAAGGACAGACAUUUUACGCAGUCAGAUGGCAAAUAGACGGCGAAAUAUAUACGGAUUGCGAUUGAGGGUCUCGUAGCAUUCCUCGAUGCACAGCAAGAUUUCAUAGAACGAGCGAGAAUCAUACUCAUUAUCAUAGGAAAUGUUCCAUUUCUUAUGCAUCACAUACAACGUGAACAUUUAUUUACCAUAAAACGGAUUUAAUUUUUCUCAAAUGUGAGUGGCCUUCCUAUUUUCCAAUAAACAAAAAAAGAGUUUACAGCAAUCAGAGAGAAAAACGCGAUAAAAGAUUGAAAGUAGCAUAACUUUCGUCGAAAAGUCCUGAAAAAUUAUCUUUAUUUCACGGUUUCGUUGCGUAAUUAAUCGUUAAGUCCGACUUCGAGGUGAAUCAUGUCGAGAGUAGUGAUGACGUAAUCAUAUAUUAUAUAUGUACGUGGACUUGAAGAUAUAUCUCGCGCUACAAAAAUCUCGGAAAAGUAAGCGCGUAUAAGUGUCGAUCUAACCCGAAGAAAUAGAGGGCUAAUAUGAGAAAAAAUAGGCACGAUGAACGUAUGUCUGGUCCCGAAGAUGCUCUGAAACGUCUAAAAUCCCAGCAAAAUGCCACGUAUAGACCCAUUAUCCUUACUUAAAUGCCUCAGCGUGUUGUUGGGUCCAACAGGAGGCAUUAAGAGUAAAGAAGAAGUUCAUCGCUUAGCUAAUUUAAUGACAAAGUUUUCUAAAAAACUUGUCUCAAAAUGCAUUUAUAUACAAAUAUUGAAAACUACUAAUACGGAUUUGCUUAGCCAAUUUAUGAGUGCUGGAGGAUGGAAUCUUAUUCACACAUGGCUUACUGAUGGCAUUCUUGCCAAGAAUUGGGCUCUUAUUCAAGAACUCCUAGAACUUCUCCUACUCUGUCCAGUAGAUAUUGAAAGAUUAAAGAGUAACAAUUGUCCAAAGCUGAUUAAAGGCUUGUCAAAAGAAGGCAGUCAUCAGGGUGUACGAACAUUAGCCACUCGACUUGUGGAGCAGUGGCUAAAAAUUGUCAAAGGAGAAGCGGCGCCGAAUUCAGUACCAGCCCAAAUCAUGACGGUUCCAGUGCAAUCUAAUACUACUGCAGGACAAAUUGCAGUUAUUCCUUCGUCGCAGCAACAUUAUUUAUUAAAUUCUCAACAAACUCUUGACAUUGCUGAAACUGUUCAUGUUCAAGACUUCAAGCUUGUGCAAUCAUCUACCACUAGUACUACAGUAAAUCAGAUUCAGCAAGAUCAAGAGAAGCAGCAACAAGAAAGAUUACAGUCACAAACGAUACAAGUUGGUAAAGGCCAGCAAGCGACGCAACAACAAACUAAAAAACAAUCUUUUGUUGUUGUAACAACGUCUUCACAAUCAGUUCCUGUGUACAAGAUUACCAUUCGCGAUGGUAAUCAAGUUCUCGCUAAGGUGGAGACGGAUGUCACGAAUAUAAAUAGUGUUUUAAGCAAAUCUGGUACAAAUGCAGAAGUAGUUAUAAACACUGUGGAUGCUGCGCUUCCUGCUUCACAAGAAGCAAGGCAAGAAACAGAGGAGGUAGAGGAGACAGGACAAAGUGGUAGUGUGACUAGUGGUCAAGAUGAAACAGUAGACAUUGGACUAUCAGACAAUUCAGGACAUGUUUCUAGUGAUGUGAAACAGACUAUAGUUAGUUCUAAAGACAUUCAAGAUAUUGAAGGUGCUAAAAGUAAAGAUAAUAAAGACUCUAAGGAUAUUAUUAUUAUUAAUAGUGAUAGCGGUAAAUCUAGUGACAAGGAAAAUAGAGACUCUCAUAAAAAAGAUGAUAAGAAAUCUAGUUCUGACAAGAAAAGCAGUACUCAUCAUCACAGUUCGUCUUCAUCGUCUAAAAGUUCUUCUAAGCACAGCACGAGUUCCAGUACACAUCGUAGCAGCUCAACAUCCCACAAAUCGAGUAGUCAUCGUUCUAGUUCCAGUAGUAAAAGCUCCAACUCUAGCAAAGAUAAGUCUUCCAAGGAAAAAGAUAAACAUCACUCUAGCUCAUCCAGUAAGCACAGUUCAAGUAAGAAUAAAUCUGAACGUGACAAGGAACGAGACAAAGAAAAGCAGAAGAAAGAUCAAGCGGAGAAGGAUAAAGCGACUUUGGAAAAAGUGCAAGGUCAAGCGUUGAGUUCCAAGUUGGGCAAAAUACCGAAGAAACGAACGGAGGACGAUACAAACGGAAGAAAGUCUUCAACUGAGUCGCGAGAUGGCACGAAGGAAAAUAAAGAGAAAGUAGAUAGUAGUAAAAAAGAUACUGUUACAAAGCUAACUACCGAGAAGAAAAAUAUAUCCAUUUCUAUUGAGAAUAGGAAAAAUAGUCAAGACUCUACGACACGGCCGAAAACGGUGAAGACAUAUAAUUCAAAGUUUAGAUCCACGGGACUAGAGGAAGAAGUAAAACCACCACCACCGAGAUCGAAGAAACCAAAUCCUGCCGUUGAUAAGAAGGUUCUACCUCCGAAAUUUCCCUUGAAGAGGCCAUCGCCAAUAAGAGAAACCAUUCCGAUAGUGGAAAAACGGGUGAAACUAUCACUAGACUCGCCAACAACACCACCAAGCGAUGAAAAGAAGGGAGGGAUUAAACUGAUACCACCAAAACCAAAACCAAUGAUGCUACAAGAAAGUGACAUGUUCAUGGACGCCCUUACUGCGUCUACCAAGAGUAAAGAACCGAGGAAGCGUAAGCGUAGGACUUCUAUCACGAAGGAUGGAUCUUCGGAAGCGAAGAAACAAGAAAUUGCUAACACUGAUAAUCGCGAAAGUACACCACCACCUUCGCCCACGAAUGUCGAAGAGAAAUCUUCAGUAGCCCUUAAACCUAAUUUCAAGUUCUAUCAAGAUACGCUCGAAAUUGAAGAAGACAAAGAUCAAAGAGAAAAAGAAAAUAGUGAAGAAGACUUGAAAAAAGAUAAAGAUGAUUUGAAGAUGUUUGAUGAUGAAAAAGAUAAUAGAGAUGAUGAUGAUAGCAGAAGUAACACACCCACACCUGAGGAAGAUGUGGAAGAGGUAAAAGAUUCAGACUCACCAGAAGAUGCAUGUUCCGUGAUUUCAAAUUCAUUGAAGAAGGAUAACAUUAGUCCUUAUCCCGAAAUACGAUAUGUAGAUGGACUUAAAAGUGUUUUAUUACUUCAGAAACGUAAAGGACCGAAGAAAGUUUUAAGGUGGAAAACAGAUUUAGAAUCCAUACGUUACUUUGAAUUGGAUGAAACAGAAAGAGUUAAUGUAACAAAAACAUUCACUGAUAUGAAACAGAUGGAAAAGCAAAACGAAAGAGAAGCAUUCCAAAUGGCCAGAAAAUUAAAUAACGAAGAUUUAAUGGAAGAGAGAACAAGGUGGAAGCCUCUGAUUCCUAUUGAUCAACCGCCUCCAUUAGUAGAGCCUGGCAAGGAUAGUAAAGAGAAAGAUAUUCAAUAUGCUCGUGAAAAAGGCAUCCUUCAAGCGCUUUACUUUAAUCGAAGCAUGAUUCCAGACUCCGCGGCUGAACCCGACGAAGAACGGCAUCAUGUGAUGACCGAUCCUAAAAUAAUACCGUUGGAUGAUCUUACGGGCAAUAAGGAAAGCGAAAAGGAUUUCACAUCAGUACCGUGGCCAGAACCUAAACCACAGUUGACGCCGCAACCACCAACCGUGACAACGUUUCAUUAUCCCACGACAUUCUCUCAUAAUCAACAAACUAUGAUGACGCCUAUGGGUCCUCAAACGACGAUGGGUCCGAUGCCACAGAUGCCUCAGCAAAUGAUGCCCCCGUCUCAUAUAGCUCCGAUGACCCAGGAGAUGCCGGCACCAACGAUGCCAGGCAGUGGGGGUGGUGGUUGGAGAACGGGUGAUGGAAAAGUUCUUGUACCGGAUGUUGGAAUGAAUCCGAUGGCGAAUAUGCCGGGUAAUUUCAAUCAGGGAAUGGAAGGGGCCCCUAUGGUUCCGCCAGGAAUGAUGGGACCACCACCUAUGUACAAUCAACAGCAAGAAGGCUACGGCAUGAUGUGUCCGGAAGAUAUGGGAUUCAACAAUAUGAAUCCUAAUUUUCAGGGACCGCCCGGACCAAUGUACGGUCCAGGACCUAAUUUUCCAGGACCUAGAGGCGCCCCUAUGCACACCAGAGGUAGGGGAGGCCCUGGUUGGGGAUAUCGCGGAGCUGGACCCCCAAGGGGUGGUUGGCGAGGUGGUGGUGGUGGCUGGCGAGGAAACGGUAAACAGCCACCAGUAUGCAGACAAUUUUCGAAAAAUGGCUUUUGUCGAGUCGGUGAUAAAUGUCAGUAUCUUCAUCCUGGUGUGAACUGUCCGCCAUUUUAAAAGUGAAAUUGAGAGUGAUAUUUAUAUAAUUAAACUGAUCAUUGAUAUGCGAUUAGAAGAGUGUCUUCGAUUAGGAUAGAUAUCCGCGAGAAAAAAAGAUAGAGAGAAAGAAUGGGAUCAACUGUCAGCGUUACAUUGAUAGACUGAUUUAUCUAAUGAUCUUUCUCCAGGAUAUUCGAUGACGAUUUGCUUGGAAAGCAGAUACAAAAACAUACGUGCAACUACUGCGCAUAAUAUAAGAAAAGUGAUAAUGUGCAAUUUUCUUUUCCUUUUUUUGUUUUGUAAAAAUCCAUUGCAUGAAUAUAUGGAUAGAAUUUCUCUAUUUAAUACUUGAUGCGCUUAAAAGUUUUGUAAAUAUAAAUGGCAUUUCUCAAUAUAAGUAUUUUAUAGAGACUUGUCGUAAUAUUGCGAGUGCUGUCAAUAUUAUUAAUUAAAUAAUUAAUAAAAUUAUUAAUAAUUAAUAAUAAUUUGUAAUUUGACAUCAAAUUUAGUAUUAAAUGUUUUCACAUUAAAAUGAUUACUUUUAUUAUCUGAAAAAAGCACAUACACACAUUAUUAAUAUUAUGUAUUAAAUAAUUGCAGAUAUUCUAAAAUCCAUGAUUUUAGAUAAUGAACAUUCAUGUAUGGUUUGUAUUGACAGCACUAUGCGACAUCGUCAAAUAUAAAUGCGUUGUAAAAUCGGAUAUGACCAUGCUAGGUUCGGCUGCUGGACAGCACAAGAACAAUCUCUAGGUAACAUCUCGAAAAUAUAGAUUUUUCUAAUAUAAUUUUA